UUGUGUCAACUUAUCAGUCGCUAAUAGUUUGUGAUACGGAGGUACCUUGAAAGUAAAGCAAUAGUAAACACGUAAUUUGGCAAUAACUAAGGUUUUUUUUUUAAUGUUAUUCUAAAUCAAUAGAAAAUAAUAUUUUUUUUCAAAAGUUUCCGAUAAAAUUUCUUACUUGCUUGUGUAGACUUGUACUUUUAUAGUUUUCCUCAUCCAGUGUUAAUAAAAAAUGACUUUAUCAGAAUAUUCCCAAUUAAAACAAUACAUAGUCUUCUCAGUUGGCACAAACGAAAGACAUAGUAUGAUAUUAAGUUCAUUGAAAGAGUUAUUUAGAGAAGCCAUAAAUUCAGUAAGAAGGUUUGAACAAAUAAACACCAUUGGCCAACUGCUUAAGGUCUUAGAAAUACGAGAUCUCUUGUCUGAAGAUAAUGUGGAGUGUCUGAAAAGCAUAGCUUUAAAACUUCCAAACCCAAAGGAAGUUAUACAGAAGAUAACGGACUAUGAACACUCUCAUGUUCCAAGAGUAUAUGGCAAUUAUUAUGAGACAUCAUCCCAAAAUAUUAAAAGAGAGCCACCAAUAGAAGAAAGUUUUCUCACUAGCUGUCCAGUAACAAAUACUCUAAGCAAAAGGAAAAAGCAAAGGAUUUUUGAAACUAUCAUUGAAGAAAUUGGCAGUUUCUGGAGGGAUUUAGGAAGAAACUUGAAAAUUCGAGAAAGUAAAAUUGAUGAAAUAGACUUCCAAAAUACUACUCUGGCUGUCAAAGCUAAAGCAUUGAUGGAUGCUUUUGAAAGCAGAGCAGAUCCUCAAAGAUGGUUUUUUGUCCUUUGUGAUGCCUUAGAAAAAUGUAGAAGAAAAGACCUGGCCAGGUCAAUACAGGAUAUAAUGGCUAUGAAUAUUUAACUUUGUCUUUGAAGAAGUAAUAUUUUUGUAUUAGGUUCAAAAUGCAGUAUGGUUUACAUGCAUAAAUCAAGUUUCGACUCAAUAAAGAAUAACAUGAACUUCACUGCAAUUCAAGCAGUAAAAGUUAAGUUAAAUCAUAAAAGUAAUAUAAAACUUUUUUAGUAAUAAAUAUUUUAAAUAAUUAUAGUAAAA
Molecule: messenger RNA, 1084 nt
Organism: Trichoplusia ni (cabbage looper)
Lineage: Eukaryota; Metazoa; Arthropoda; Insecta; Lepidoptera; Noctuidae
Product: fas-associated death domain protein-like
Exons: 2
Coding region: 221-892 (223 amino acids)
Biological process (GO): signal transduction
Molecular function (GO): protein binding
Source: RefSeq, a predicted model, not a curated record